GCAAUCCGUGAGUAACUAUAUCGUCACCAGUACUGUGUAUACAGCGGAUUUUAUUAUUUCUGCUAAGUUAUACAGGCAUACUAACAUGGACAUAACAAAAACAUUAUUUCCAUACACUGGAAAAUGGAUACCUCUAUGUUACAAUAAAAUCUUUCAUCCAAACCUUUGCCACGUUUGCAAGAAGACUAGAGAAGAGACAAAUCUGACAACAUGUGAUCGGUGUUUCUUCAUCUCUUAUUGCUCCGAAGAUCACAAAAACCUACAUCUUCCACAACACCGCGAGAUUUGCAUAGCUAUGGAAAAGUUCUUGAAGAACAACCCGCAAUAUCUCACUCGCCGCUUGAGUCUGAACAAAUGGAUGGAUGCACAAAUUGAAUUUUGUCAAUCAGUUAAAGAGAAUCUAAGGCGUGUACUUGAAAAGUACGAAAUGCAAAUGCUCACCUUCGCUAGAUCAUGCAUUAUUUGUCAUCAGCAGACCGGACUGUAUUCCUGCAAAACAUGUUUGUCCGUCGACUAUUGUCUAGAACAUAAAAAGAAAUUCGAGCAGAAACAUCAACAACGUUCCUGUAACCGUUUGAUAAUGUGGCUCAAUCUUGAGCUCUCAAAUAUUCAGUAUGAAAGUGAAGCUUCAUUAUUGUUAAAAUUUACGAAGUUUCCCACUUACCCAAGAUUUUUCAAUGACAUGACAGAAUUUAUAGAAAAAUAUGUACAAAAUCAACCGAGCGAAUGGAGUGUUUUGGAUUACAACUAUACCGAUUACUUGUCAGGGCCGCUCUCAGUAUAUUAUAUUAUGUUACAGGCAAAAUUAUCUUAUAUUCCACUGUUGGGACCUACAUGUAUCAUUCAUAUUGUAGAAGCAGACUCCGUAGAAAGGAACGGUUUACCAGCUUGGGAAAUAUUGUUGCACCUUUUCCCAAAUAUACAAAUACUAGUAGUUGUAUUGUUAGGAAUAGAGUUACAAUUUGAACUUGGUUCACAGGAAAUUUGUUCCCGUUGCGUUUGUAAUAAGAAGAAAUUUAUCUAUGAAUGUUGUUCUACGACAUACAGAAAUUAUAUGGACAAUCCGAUGUAUGGAAAACCGAAAUUGAUUGUAGCUUUACAAACACUAUUCAUUUCUAAAUCACCAUUGUAUAUACAGUUAAAAACAAUGCAAUCUCAGGAAUGUCCGGUACUUUUAGUUGUUUCAUUUCGCGAGACAAUGUUAAGAGAAAUAGCUGAAAUUAAGAAAGUUCUGGGUGAAGAUGUAUGUCCUAUUAUUAACAUUGAAAAUAAAUUCGGGUCUCUAAGACCGCACAGGUUAUUUAAAUCUACCUAUUACCGUAAUUCGUUUUUAAUUGUCUAUAAAACAUUAAAGAAUACAAGCAGUGUGACUAAAGCAUUAACUAUCAAUAUAUGACAUUAGCUAAAACUGCAUAUAAUUAUAUUUUCAUUUUGGUCGCAGGAAAAAAAUUGGUUGAUUUGAUGUAACAAUAAA
Harpegnathos saltator (Jerdon's jumping ant) is the source of this 1474-nucleotide messenger RNA. RefSeq lists its product as uncharacterized. Lineage: Eukaryota; Metazoa; Arthropoda; Insecta; Hymenoptera; Formicidae. Bases 86 to 1396 code for a protein of 436 amino acids. The record is from RefSeq and is a predicted model, not a curated record. The transcript has 2 exons.